Messenger RNA from Danaus plexippus (monarch butterfly), 2396 nucleotides. RefSeq names its product bifunctional peptidase and arginyl-hydroxylase JMJD5 (gene JMJD5). The coding region runs from base 16 to 1476 and encodes 486 amino acids. NCBI's taxonomy places the organism in Eukaryota, Metazoa, Arthropoda, Insecta, Lepidoptera, Nymphalidae. The record is from RefSeq and is a predicted model, not a curated record. Gene Ontology annotation, cellular component: nucleus. The transcript has 2 exons. Gene Ontology annotation, molecular function: histone H3K36 demethylase activity.
GCCCGCGCUUAUCACAUGGUUCAAGACUUCCCCCGCUAUGAUAACUUAGUCGGUAACGGAGAUACCUCACUGCCAGAGCAGUGUGCGUCACCUCUCACUUUACAACAUCCGAUAGAAGAUGCUGAAAGAUUCGUGCGUCAGAUUUUGCUAAUGCUAUUUACAUCAGGGAACAGUCCAAAAUUCAUAAUAUUUACUUUCGAAAACACGUACCUGCCCCUGAUUCGUGUAUUUCGUUUGGUGAAACAACGAAAUUGUUUUACGAUGACUACUUUACAAGAUAUUAAUGAUAAAAUUGAAGAAUUUAAGCCAGUUGUGAUAUCAUCGUUAAAGGAAAUUUCUGAACUAGAUAUAACAUGUAAAUCAAUAAUUGAACAACAAUUAAAUAAUACCAAUUUACUGAAUGCGACAUCGAUAAUUAAAAUCCAAGCUGUCAUUGAUUAUAUGUAUGAACAUGUUAAUAUAGGAAAUUGGAAAGAAGUGAGGUUAUACUUAAGAAAAACUAUAACGAUUGCGUCUUAUGUGCGCCUUCUGGGCCAUUUAAAAUGUAGUACCCAUCUGACUAAUGAUGUUAUUAAAGAAGGGCUAAAAAUAAUUGAUUUUGGCAUACUAUUUGGUUGUCCUACGGAGACAGAACCUACAUUGCUUCAAGACUGUGCAUCAUAUCUUCAUAACGCUCUCACACCCGAUGAUCUAAAACCCGAAGGAAAUAUACAAACUGGUUUGACUAGUGAUAUGGAAUUACAAAAUAAAUCAUUUAAUUGUACCGUCUUAGAUGUUAUUGACUGCCCCAGUAUGGAAACAUUUUUGAAAAAUUACAUUCUCGCUGAGAAACCAGUUGUUUUAGAUAAUUGUAUCAAUCAUUGGCCAGCAUUAACUAAAUGGCAGGAUCAGAACUAUUUUAUCAAAUUGGCUGGUCUCAGAACUGUUUCCAUUGAAUUAGGAAGAGACUACACUGAUUCAAAUUGGACACAGAAGUUGAUGACAUUAGAAGACUUCAUUAGAAAUCAUAUAUUUGCUGAAGGAGGGACCACAGGAUAUCUUGCCCAGUAUCAGCUCUUUGAUCAAAUUCCCGAGCUAAAAAAUGAUAUUAUUGAGCCAGAAUAUUGCUGCUUUUCUGAAGAAGAUGAGGAUGAACACAUAGAUAUUAUGGCUUGGUAUGGACCAAAAGGCACUCUAUCUCCCCUGCAUCAUGACCCCAAAAAGAAUUUACUCGCCCAAGUUGUAGGUGAAAAACAAAUCUUCCUUUUCUCACCUGAAGAUUCAGUAUAUUUAUAUCCGCAUGAACAUGAAUUGCUCAAUAACACAGCCAGAAUAGAUCCAAGGAACCCAGACUUCAGAAAGUUUCCAAUGUACAAAGAGGCUAAAGGAUACUGUUGUGUGCUACGUUCCGGCCAGAUGUUGUAUAUACCACCGAAGUGGUGGCAUUUUGUGGAAUCUUUGUCAGUCAGUUUUUCAGUUAGUUUCUGGUGGGAAUAAAUAAAUAAUAAUCAUAGCCUAUGUAAGAAUAAAUCUUUGAUAUGACAAACACGAGAUAUAUAAACCUAGAUCGUCAAAAAUUUUAUUCCAAAAAUUUAAUGUCUUAGUGAUGUAUUGUGUAGUUAUAAAUGUGUUACCUCUUGCAUGAAAAGUAGUUAUGGGUGAUUGGAUAAUCAUGUGAUGUGCCGAAACAUAUUUUUGGUGCGAGAUGUUUAGUAGAAAUAAUUCUCCAUUUUUAUCAUUAUAAUAACUUCAGACAACUGUAUUGAUGUAUGUGAUUGUAGUAUGACAUAGGAAUAGCAAAAUAACUUGUAAUAAAAGACCUGUUUGCGUAGAUUAAUAAAAUUUUGUUUGACACAGUUAUUAUUAGUUAAUAAUAGUUGAAUCUCCUCAGAUAUAAUGAAUCUGUAGCCCUGCCAUUUUUUCCAUAACAUAUUUGUAUGUAAACGACUUUUAGUUACUGUUGCAAUUUUUGUUUACAAUUUGUUUUUUUUUUUUUAUAUAUGUAUAUAUUGUAAUUAUUGUAUAUAUGUAAAUAAUGUGGUUUACAUAAAGAGAUUUAAUAUAAGUUCUGUCUACAGUCGACUUGUAGUAUUUUAUUAUCAAAACACACAAACAUUUCUUCUUAAAAUAUUAAAUAUAUUAUUGCAUUGGUUUUUAUUACGUAUUCAUAAGUUGUUCCGAUUGAGUAAUGGACACAAAUGUGGAAACACCUAACCAAUUGGAAAUCGCUGAAAUGGAAUAAAGGUCAUAGGUAAAUUCCACAAUGUUCAUAACCUCAGUGUAAGCCAAAGGUUGCUAUAGAUAUAAUUGUACUAACUUCAAUUCCAUUAAUAUAUUUCUUACAUAUCUAGAUAAUAGGAAAUACCAUAGAUUUAUGAAUUAUUUAUUUAAAAUCGUAAUAAAUUCUAUGUAAUUCA